Messenger RNA from Pestalotiopsis fici W106-1, 1215 nucleotides. RefSeq lists its product as uncharacterized. The record is from RefSeq and is a predicted model, not a curated record. NCBI's taxonomy places the organism in Eukaryota, Fungi, Ascomycota, Sordariomycetes, Amphisphaeriales, Sporocadaceae. Gene Ontology annotation, molecular function: aminopeptidase activity. The coding region runs from base 1 to 1215 and encodes 404 amino acids. The transcript has a single exon.
AUGUCGACUCCAAUUCCCAAUACAUCCAAUGCCGUAGCACAAGAGCAGCGGAAGCGCAUUCGCGAGCUUCUUCCAAAACUCUUUUUGGGCGACUACAGACCCGGACCACUAAAUUCUCUGACCGACGUCCCCGGCGUCAAGGUGCACACUCAGCAGAUCUUCUCGCCACAGGGCACCAACACGGGCGUCACGAGCAUUACCCCGCGGGAAAAAUGGCUGACCAGGGCUUGCUAUUCUGGCAUCUUCACCUUCAAUGGCGCCGGCGAGCUGACGGGCUCUCACUGGAUCCACGAGACUGGCCUUUUGCACAGCCCAAUCAUCCUCACAAACUCGCUCAGUAUCGGCGCCGCCCAUGAAGGCGUCUACCGGUACGCUGUGCAGCAGUACGGCUCCGAUUCUCUCGCUGGGUUCCUGGUGCCCGUUGUGGGCGAGACGUUUGAUGGUUACCUCAACGACAUUACUUCCUUUGCCGUCCGUCCCGAGCACAUUAUCCACGGCCUGCAGAAUGUAAGCAGCGAGCGUGUUCGUGAGGGCAAUGUGGGAGGUGGCACGGGAAUGAUAUGCCAUCGGUUCAAGGGCGGAACGGGAAGCGCCAGCCGCAUUGUAGAAGGACUCGACGCACGGGGCGGCAAGAAGGAGUACACCAUUGGCGUGCUGGUCCAGGCCAACUAUGGCAAGAAGCAGCAUCUGAGAAUCGGCGGCGUGCCUGUCGGCCGGAUCCUGAUGGCCGAGGCAGAAGAGACGGCCAAGACAGACGAAGAGAAGAGGCGAAGGAUGCAAGCGGAAGAACUCGACGAUAAGAAGAACCGCAAAGAUGGCAGCAUUCUUGUUGUUCUGUCCACUGAUGCACCGCUCAACCCGGCGCAGCUACAGCGCAUAGCCAGGCGGGCAACCGUUGGUCUGGCCAAGGUGGGCGGUUAUGGGAACAACCUGUCGGGCGAUAUAUUCAUAGCCUUUUCGACUGGCACUGAUAUUCCAGUGGAGUCAAUCGGUGGUACGGGCUCAGCGGUAGACCCUCUCAAGCCUAAGCCGUUGCCGAUGGAGAUUCUGGAUGAUACGAGCAUAAACGGCCUGCUCGAGGCGGGAGCCGAUGCGACUGAAGAAGCCGUAUACAAUGCGCUAUGCAUGGCCGAUGACUUUAUAGGUUAUCAGGACCGCAAGGUAGAGGCAUUGCCUCUAGGCCGACUUGAACAGAUCAUGGAAAAGUAUCUAUGA